This is a messenger RNA of Penaeus chinensis, 1528 nucleotides long. Its product is annotated as conserved oligomeric Golgi complex subunit 8-like. Lineage: Eukaryota; Metazoa; Arthropoda; Malacostraca; Decapoda; Penaeidae. The coding region runs from base 758 to 1528 and encodes 256 amino acids. The transcript is spliced from 3 exons. The record is from RefSeq and is a predicted model, not a curated record.
GAAGAUGACACUGAGUUAUCUUUCCGGUGGAUGGAGAUUGAAGAAACUUUUAGAAGACUGUUUCUGAAGCAUUUUUUCUGUUUCGAAAACGGAUUCGAAGCUGCGUCAUUACAGGAAUAGUAUUGUGUUUUGUACUUGGCUAUGAUGCGAACAUACACACCCUUCUGAAUUCACGGGUUCAAUGUUAACUGCAGUUAUUUAUUUUCACAUAUGUUCCGCUUUGUAAUGAUAACGGAAUACGAAUUAAAACAAAAGGAAUUCUAUGAAACUACUAUAAGUGACCUCGUUCGAAGUGCCUGCAGUGGGAAGAGAAGAUUGCGUGCCUUUAACAGAGCAUUUCGUGAGUAAUCGUAAUAGUUUAGGCUUGUCUGGUGCGUAGACGAUAACCUGAUAACUGGUGCAGUGUAAACCCGGCAACGGUGCCUUAUUGCAGUGCCCACUCAGUGUCGAAGCCACGGUGAUUGGAUGGCGAGUGUGUUUCGUGCAUUUCAUGGUGCCUAAGACUCCUUGUGAUUGCCUUGUGAGGGAAACGACUGAAGAAUUGGAAAGAGAAGAUUGAAGGGAUAACGAAACAUAAUAAAAACAUUGGAGAUUAUCCUGUUGAAAAACAGACUAACCGUGAAUUCUGUCAUUUGAUGAAUAUGUUUGAUCCUCGCACAGCUGAACGAAAACAAUUCAGACAUAUUUAAAAGGUUGGCCAAAGAGAUCUCCCCCGGUAGACUUUUCCUCCGCUGACCCCCCUUGACUCGGCCUCAGGAUGGUUCGCGUGUCGUGGGGCGGAGAGGUGGUCAUCGCCGACCUCGCCCACGUGGCUGGCGACGGCGGCAACGGGGGCGACGGCACCCACUCCCGCCCGCUGGAUGUCACCACCUCCUCGCCCACCUCCACGACCACUCCGACGGUCACGCCCACGACCUCCGCCACGCCCUCGGAGACGCCCACGAUCUCUCCGGCGCCGACGGACUCCACCCCGCCGACGAUAUCCCCCCUGCCUCGGGCGCCGACGGCCAUCGUGGAGGCGCUGUCCGACGGGGAGGAGAGCGCCGUGUCCACCUCGUUCUCCGACGACCACCGAUCGCUGCGGGACGACCUGCACGACGACCUGAGCUCCCCGCGGCCCCGCAGCCCCAGGACGAAGUCGGAGAAGAGCCGCCUCAUCCGAAUGGCCGACGACGACAACAACAACGGCAACUCCAACGGCAACGGCGACGUGACCAUCAGCAGCGACGACUACCGGCGGUUCCUCACCCUCAAGGGCAGCCCGCCCGACGCCAAGACCAAGGUGGACAUCAAGAUCGCCCCGACGGCGCCGCCCGAGGACGACAUCUUGACCUCGAUGGACCGCAUGUUGGCAACCCUCAGCGACCUUGAGGACGACCUCGAACCGAUAGACGGCAUAGACACCGAGUCCGACUCUGAUAUCGACGAAGGCUGCAGCAAGGAGGGAACUCCUGACGGACAAAUGGAGACAAUUAUUCGACAAAUCAAAGAUUUCUACGAGCACCAAAGAAAACCAGUUUCAGGGUAA